AUGAGCUCCUCGAAAACUCUCACGCCUCCGCUUGACGAGGCGCCAUCGCUCAAGACGGACCGUCCGACCGGGCAACUGUUUGAGCUCAAGGAACUGCAGAAGAUCGAGCUGUCCGGCCUCGCUAUACACGAGGCGGCACGGGUCCCGCCUCCGCCAGGCCCGCCUCCAGCCGCUGCUCCUCCUCCUAUUCCUAUUCCUAUUCCUGUCCCUUCUCAUGGCGGCGAGCGCGGGCUUCGAGACUUCAACUACAAUGGAAGAGACAUCAAGCCCCGCGACAGCGAGCGUAGCUCCGGCGCCAUCGGCCGACAUCGUAUCAGCGCCUAUUCCAUGUACUCCACCUAUUCAUCUUAUGCCUCUUCGGACGACGGCCGUAGUGUUGUGACGGGCCGUGACCGCAGCGGCAGCAACAAGAGCGAAGGUGUGCCGCGGGUUGAACACAUCGAGCGGCAGCCGAGAAGAACCCCUCCCAUGGAAGCUGUGCCUCCCUCCAUGCGGCACUCUCGCCGUGGCGGCAGUGGUGUAGUGUCGCAGCCGCCUCCGACGUACGCUCCGUCUCAUGAUUUCUAUAACCGCGUGAGGUUUGCGGAUCAAGAGCGAGCCCGCCGGGACGAGACGAGCAAUCCCGGACCGCGCCAGAUCGAUAUGGCUCACAUCACCGGUGGUCACAGCGCGAAUGCCCUUUGGGUGUUUGCCUGCUGUGCCUUCUUUUGGUAUCGGUGCCUUAUGGACGAGGAUUUUUGA
Colletotrichum truncatum is the source of this 741-nucleotide messenger RNA. RefSeq lists its product as uncharacterized. Lineage: Eukaryota; Fungi; Ascomycota; Sordariomycetes; Glomerellales; Glomerellaceae. The record is from RefSeq and is a predicted model, not a curated record.